AUGGGCAUUACAACUACCACGUAUAGCACCUUCACCAAGAGGGGAAUCGCCAAGCGUCGCAGCCCUCAUCGCGGCUCGCUCAAGGUCAGACGGCUUCGGAGCAGGGACCGAUUCUUUUGGCUAUCCGCCUCCGACGGUGUCUCCCGUCUCGUAAACGCCAACAACAGCGUCCCGGAGCAGGUCAACGACUAUACUUUCGCUCCUUCCAAGUUCCGGCAUGAGCCCUACCCCAUUACCUUGCCAGUCGGCCGUGUCUGGCCACCCCGUCAAAUCGACGAUCUCGUUGGUGCCAUCGGCUCUGAACAUACUGACUGCGUCGGCGAUACAUGCUACAACGGCAACAUCUGCGAGGACCUGGACUGUACACACACGCUCUCCGACUGGAGAACCGCCACCUCAGACUGGGAAACGUACUUCGAGCUGCGGAUGACGGAACACCGGGGCGUCGGCGUGUAUACCAAGCGCGCCUUCCGCCAAGGGACUAUAUUGGGCUGGUACUCUGGCGAGCUCAGAACGCUUUCCUCUAUGGAAUACAACACGAACGCCUAUCUCAUGGAGAUUGAGAUUGGCGAUCUCGGAUCCAAUACGCCAGUCGAGUCGGUUCCAACUGUUUUCAUUGAUGGUGAGCAGAAGGGGAACUGGACGCGGUUCAUCAACCAUUCUUGCGCUGCCGAUUGUGUGUUUCGCAUCAUGCGCGUAGGGAGCACGAGGAUAAUGGCAGUACAAGCGGUCCGAGAUAUACCGAGGGGAAAGGAGUUGAGUGUUGAUUAUGGGCAGGAGUACUAUGGGUUGACGACGCUGAAGAUCUGUGCUUGCGGAGUGCCCGGCUGCGUUUCGCGGAAGAGGGCAAGAAUUGGGAAUGUCAAGAGAUGUAAGCGGGUUGCCCCGCCAGUAUUUGUCUAG
Messenger RNA from Paraphaeosphaeria sporulosa, 903 nucleotides. Its product is annotated as SET domain-containing protein. Gene Ontology annotation, cellular component: chromatin; nucleus. The record is from RefSeq and is a predicted model, not a curated record. Lineage: Eukaryota; Fungi; Ascomycota; Dothideomycetes; Pleosporales; Didymosphaeriaceae. Gene Ontology annotation, biological process: regulation of DNA-templated transcription. Gene Ontology annotation, molecular function: histone H3K36 methyltransferase activity; protein binding. The transcript is spliced from 2 exons. Bases 1 to 903 code for a protein of 300 amino acids.